Folsomia candida is the source of this 6629-nucleotide messenger RNA. Its product is annotated as protein Skeletor, isoforms B/C. The coding region runs from base 2581 to 4962 and encodes 793 amino acids. The transcript is spliced from 26 exons. Lineage: Eukaryota; Metazoa; Arthropoda; Collembola; Entomobryomorpha; Isotomidae. The record is from RefSeq and is a predicted model, not a curated record.
CCUUCCAGUUGAAGGCAGCCUAGUCUCUCAGCCAGCCAGAUUCGGGCGAUUUUGCUUUCUCCUCGAAAAACAGGAAGCAGUUUCUCUCUCUCUUUCCUUUGUUCACUUUGUGGUUGUGUGUGGUUUAAUGUAAAUACAUAAAAAUGGUUUUCGCACAAAUAAGGAUUUUUUUCUGAAGGGGUGGAUUUUCUAACUUUCUUUUCACACCUCAAGGAAAAAACUUUAAAAAAAAUUAAUGUGCGUGAUAUAAUAAAUUACUGGCCUAAAACGACCCUUUCUAUUUCACCCUUUCCCCCCGUGAUGCAUCCUAAUUGUUUACUUUUCAUCAAGUUUAUUACCCAAAUAUCAACUAAGGAGUGGAGUGGGGUGUCCUAAAUUUGUCGGAGCUGUGGCGGUGACACUCCCACUGUCCUUUCCGCUGCCUGGGACAACACUCGUGGGACUUUUUUGGCUCAUGGUGGGUUGUUGGAGUUGUCAAGGAUCGUCAUCAGAUGUGGACGUUAACGAAGACGCCACAACAUCGCCACCAACUGCUACGACACAACAGGAACAACCUCAACCGAGUACUUCGAGUGGUGGUACUUCGAAUCGUAGAGGACAAGUCACACCCACUAGAAAUGGACAACUGUUUAGUAAUAUAGCACCCUCGACAUCGUCAUAUUCGUACCAUAAACUCGACAAUAAUCGACAAAUUAACCGAGGUGUUGGUGAGAAAAACUUUUCGACGAGCACGCAUCCCAACCAAAUAUUUUAUGAUGAGGAUGACGACGACGAGGAUGACGAAUUCUUUAACGGAGAGAAACAAGCCUUGUUAAGCAGUGUGAAAUGUGACCAUUUCAACCACAAAGGUGAUGAAGGAACAGUACCAAUAAGUGACAAUAAUAAGCAAGAUGACAUCCAAAAAUUUCCUUCUUCCUCCAUUUCCGGUCCAGGUUCUUCAAAUCCAAAUUCGACAAUAUUAACAUUUCCCGAGGAUGAAGAAGAUGAUGACUUGAACUUGAACAUGAGUUUUGAAAAGUGGUCUGAAUCCGACAAUAAUAAUUCAUUUACCAAUAUUCGGGGAAUGAGUGAAAGAAUGAUGAAAAGGUUGCCUUCCCUGCUGGGGAGAAAAUUUUGGAAAAAAUCUUUUUGAAAGUUUUUAUUUUGGGAGUCUUCCCAACUGGAAGAGAUACGUAAUAACAACGUCAAAAUAACGUUAUAUAAGUUACUUCAACGUUGUUUUGAUGUUAGGCUUGGCCGCUAAAAUCACGUCAGAAUCAAGUUGAAAUAACUAAAUUUGUGUGAUUUUCACAUAAUUCCUACGUAAUUUCUGCACGUUAGUUUAACGUUUUUCUGAUAUGUUAAAAUAACGUUAAAAUCGUGUUAAUACCACAAUUCCCACGUAAUUUCAACGUUGAUAUGGCGGCCAAACGUAACGUCGUAUCCACAUUCGGAAUUUCUACUUGGGUUACCUCGUCUGAGGAGUCGGGAAUAAUUAAAGAUUAUGACUUGACGAGGAAGGGAUGACCAUUGCCUCACCGGCGACAAUAAUACGACAAUAAUAAAAAUAACUAAUUGAAAUUAAUAGAAAGUCUGAAACUGUAUACAUAUUUACAAACAUAUUUUUGGUCCUAAAACUACACUUAAAUUAUACAUUAAGACAUUUCUUCAAAAAUACAGAAAUUCUAUAAAGUGCGACAAAAUCGGAAAGUACGAUUUGCUGCCUUUUUGUUUUUUAUGAUUUUUCAUUUAAACACCACAAAAAUUAUAGUAAACCAACUUCUCGCCUCAAAAUCAACCACUUGCUAUACGACGAAUCUAACUAAACUACUUACUUACCUAUGUAACUAACUAACCAACUAUGUAUUUAAGCUAUGUAAAACUGCUUCAUGAAUGAGACAAGUGUGAUUCUCAUUUAAGAGUCAAACCAAAUCCAAACCCCAAAGCGAAUAAGCGAACGAACCAACCCUUCUCCAAUUUAUUUCCUUCCCUUCCCUGUAGAAUUGCAUUCUCAACAAUAUAAUACAACUUUCUGACUUUGGUUUGCAUUUAGUGCAGUGAUUGUAGUCAAGUCAGUGUGGCUUCACCCUUCACAAGCACUUUUACAACGUGGCGUGGUCUGUUCUGUAAUCAUAUCGUUUAUUUAGUUUUUGAUUCAUGAUUUUGUUCCAUUUUCACUUUUAGAUUCUGUUAAUAAUAGGAGAACUUAUUUGUGAAAAGUUGUUAUAAUUGUGACCUGACAAUUUUUGUGGGAUUGCAUAAAAACUUAACCUGUUAAAAUAUUAUAUAGAUAAAGUUGUUGUACAUAAUCUUAACAAGCCGGCAAGAUCACAAUGUAAUAAGUAAUGUGCGUGCAAGGUGACUGACACUUUGAGAUACUUGCGCCCAGAUAAGAACGUAUCAUGGACUAGUGGAUAUCCGCCGCAACUUCAGUCAGAUAUUGUACAGCGAUAAAUUUGCAUAACUGGGACGAAAAUUCGUAUGUGUCGUGUGCGUACAUAAUUCUGGUUUUAAAUGCUGACAUCGUUUUACACAUUUUAAUGACAUUUUUAUCCUAACGAGUGCGUGGAACAAGAAAGGGAAGAAUUUAUUAGAGUGACAAUGGUGAAUAAUAUGAUGAGGACUCAUCAUGGAGUGGGAGGAGGUCGGCUUAUCUUGAUUUUGGGGACAUUCUUACUCCUUGUGACGCAAGAUGUCCACGGGGCGCGAGAAUAUUAUGGCAAGUUGAUAGGCCAGUUGACAACGUAUGCGCAUAAAGUGUCGGGGAAAGUAUAUGCAGUCGAUGAGGACACGUUGUUCAUUAAGGAUUUCACGUACGACGGACUUGGACCAGACGCCUACUUCUGGAUUGGGACAGGGAAGAAUGGCGACCCGUCCCCCUCAGGCGUCCUAGUUCCUUACCCGGACGACUACUCCGACAGGGAACCUCCCGUACUGAGGGACUUUGACCAUGAAGAUGUCAUCCUGCAUCUUCCUCCGGGCUAUAAGGUCAAGGAAAUUGCCUGGCUGUCCGUUUGGUGUCGGAGAUUUACGGUAAAUUUUGGCGACGUCAAAAUCCCGAAAAAUCUCAAAGUGCCGCAACGCAAAGUCCUUCCUGAAUUUAAGCGUCUCGCCCAUGGGGUUCGUUCCGGAAACAUAACUAUUCUCGACUCUAGAACGUUUUACAUUCCGAACCUGUACUACGAUGGAGCCGGACCAGAUGCUUUCUUUUGGGUCGGGACUGGCACCGAGCCUCACACCGGGGGGAGAAAAAUCCCCAAUGAGAAAGGAAGCCUGGAUGUUCUCUCGGGAUAUGAAGGGGAGGAUAUCGAGAUUACGUUGCCCGAGGAGUUGACAGUGUAUGACAUUGAUUGGCUCUCGAUGUGGUGCAUUUCCUACAAACACAAUUUCGGGCAUGUCCUCAUCCCCAAGCAGGGUUUAGACGUUCCUCCGUCCCUGGACAAGUUUAAGCGAGCGGUGAAGUCAAGUAGCCGGAGCACCCCGUACCCCAUUCCAUAUCAUAUUUAUACCAAUACCCGAAAUAAUCACCAUCAUCAUCACCACAAUAAUAAUAACUUUAAUAAAAAGAGCUCUAGCACGGUGGCCACGCCUAAAGCACAACGCCCGAAAGACUCGUACUCCAAUUGUCGCGACCUACUCAACAAGGAUGUCCAACUGCAGUGGGAGGUGGACGGCGAGUACGUCAAGUUCAAGCUGUCUGGGCGGAUAUCGGAAAAACAGUGGGUGGCUUUGGGCUUCAGUCCGAUGAAGGGGAGGACGCAGAUGGUGGGGGCGGAUGCGGUUGUCGUCUAUCAUACGCCAAAUCAGAGGGAAAAGUUCCAUGCGGAUGAUUACUACAUGUCAGCAAAGUCACAGUGCGAUGGCAAAGAUGGAGUUUGUCCGGAUAAAAGAAUCGGUGGGAAGAAUGAUGUCCAAGUAUUGGGUGGCGCAAGAAGGAACGGCGUUACCACCGUACAGUUCAGAAAGCCGAUGAAACCAAUGGACAAGAACUGGGACAUGGCACUGGACGGCGAAGAGAUUAAUAUUUUCGUAGCGAUCGGCAACUUGAAUGGGAGGAAUGAGGCGAAUUAUCAUUUUGGACAGAGGACAGGUUCUGAAGCUCACAAACAAAAAUCUCAUCACAACCACGAACAUCAUGUGGUUAACUAUCAUAACGAGAAACGAACCUCGCCAGAAGAGGAUAUCCGAAUCGCUCCCAAAGGAACGAAUGACCACUCUUGCAUCAAACUGAUUGACGAAUCUCCGGCCGAAAACGGUCCAAGUCUUCGCCCCUGGCCAUCCAACAUUAUCGAGGGUGUGACCAACUUUACGGCAAGGAUUGGCCCCACUGGGGGCAAACGGGGCUACACCGUCAUCACAGAGGGAAUCAUAGAUGGUGAAUGGGAUUUGUUACCUGGCACAGGAAAUCCAUCCUGGGGUAUCGCUUGGUUCAUAAAUGAUCAACUGAUUCCAGAAAUUUAUGUCGAGCGUGGUCAAACUUAUCACUUUUGGGUGGAAGGAGGGGAUGAUAGUGGAAAUCCAGCCAAAUACCACCCAUUCUACAUUACAAACAGCUCCGAGGGGGGUUACGGUCAGAAGAGUGAGUAUGAACAAAGCCAGCAAAAGGUGUACGCCGGUGUGGACUAUGACAUCGCUGGGUAUCCAUUUCCAACGGCAGCUGGACGAUACUGUGAAUGGGAGCACAAAACGGUGGACAAAUCCGCGACAUCAGAAACAUUCCAGGACUUUAUGAAAACGCUAAACUUGGUUUGUGAGGACGGACGUCCAUCCCAACUUUCCUGGACGGUGUCAAUGGACGCGCCUGAUCUCUUGUACUAUCAGUGCUACACCCACAAUAAUCUCGGAUGGAAAAUUCACGUAGUCAACUCAGGGGAACGGGUAACUCGUGACACGCUAAAUUCAUCUUCGCCAUCGGGAGGAGCGACGCUGAGCGUCCUUUCCCUCGCUAUCUCGUCAUUCCUUGUGAUCACUGCUGCCAUAUAGAUAAUCUACUUCUCGUGGUCGUCAUAUACAUAAUAAUUAAUGGUUAAUAAUUAUAAUUAUUGUAAAAAAAUCCAUCGUUAUCAUAAACUAUUAAGCAUUUAGCUAAUCGUAAGAAGAGCACACUCAGCUCUUGGAAAGAGAGUAAAAUGAAAUAGUCACGUCGCUGCGAAUAAUAUGUAAAUAUGUAAAAUAUAGAAAUAUGUAAGUACCGACCUCAUAAAAUAAUUGAAUGGGAAUGUUUCCGUAAUUCCGAAUAAGCUGCAGAAACUCGUAGAUACAUUCUAGAUAGAAAAAUUCACAAUUUUUUGUCAGCAUUUCAGUACGUAAUUCUUACAGAAAAGGUAAAGUAUGAUAUCAAUAUAAUGUCAAUCAAUUCAUAGGAAACUGUCAAGGAAGACAACAACUCAUUAAACUUGUUGCUAUUUAUCCUGCACAGUUAUCGAAUUUUAUCUUAUCAUCAUGAUUAAUCGGAAAGUAAUCAAAUCCAAUCCAACGUAGUGAAAGUCAAGUUUUAGGUAAGGAUAUGCAUUCCUAAAAAUCAACCCGGUACAAAUACAAAUCAUUUAGUGCAUAAUCAAUCAAUCGAAAGUUGUUAUCAUUAUCAUGAUCGUUUUGCCCACCCACCCAACUCAAAUUUAAUACAGGAAGAAUUCAUCAACCAAUUUUUACUAGGACAUUGGUUAGUUUAAUAAGAGUGAAAGUCAAAUAGAGCUGGUUCCUCCACUUUUUAUGAUCUUUUUCCUAAAUAAGCAUACAUAAUACUGAUGUAUUUAGGUGUUUUUAUAAAAAAAGAUAAUGAGGACGUAUUACUUUGGUAUUAAUAGUUAGGUUACUUCGUGUCAGAAUUAUGCCAUGUUGCAUGUUGCAGUUACAAAUGAGAUUCAUGUUAUAAAAAUAUGUACUUAAAAAGAAUGAUCGCGGACAAUACUGUAGAAAUGAGAUGAAACUAUUUAGUUUAGUAAUUAUUAUAAGUAAUUAAGUAAUUAAGGUAUGAUAAUUAAUACAUAUUUCACGGUACGUAUUAACCUAAUCUUCUGUGAGUUAUCGACAAUACACUAAAACUGAAACUGAUUGAAUAUGGAUGACUUGAUUAAUACAAAUCACUGUCCUUCCAAAAAACAAAACAAAACCGAGAACAAUAAGUGGAAAGCUCGUAACGAUGCUGUUCUGACAAUAAAACUUUAGCGUGUAAUGAUGAACCUAAUUAAUAAGGAGAACAUAAUUAAGAAAAGUAUUAAAUUUUUAUUCUCAUUUUGCAUUUCAACUCUUACAAUUUGAUUCUGUAUUCUGUAUCCUAUUGUGACGUGGCCUUUCUUCUAGCCAAGUGGUUUAUUGUCAUGUUUUUUUUGUCUUCAAAAUUACGAACUGAAUUUUACAUUUGGACUGUUCUUAAAUUUAUUAGGAUUAAAAAGUACAUAGUUUUAUAGGAUAAGUAAUAAAAACCAGUAAUAAUAAAUAGCUGUAUGGACAAUACUACACCUACUCAUAGGUUAAUGCUGUGCAGACAAUAAUUGCAAACAGCUUCGUGAUUAAUGGACGAAUAAGUCAUAAAUUAUGUCAAGUUAGUUUUAAUUAAUGAAUAGCUAAAUAUGUAUUAAAAAUUAUGGAUAGUGUGAUUUAGAAUGAAAGUUGUAAACCGAAUCAUGAUAAAAGUAUGAUAAUAAUUA